GGGGAAGGUCACCGCCCUCCCCUUGUCUUCCAGAUGAGGAAGCUGAGGCUCUGCGGGGGAAGGUGACCGAGCCACAUCCGCGGAGCCGGCUGUCCAGGCUGUGCGUGGGGCGGGACCCAGGUGUGUGCGCAGUGCUGGUCGUCGACGUCGCCGCCGCGGGGCCCAUGCCGUGAGGCCGGCCUCCAGCAUGCCGUGGGACGCGCGGCCCGGGGCCGGAGCGGACGGUGGGCCCGAGGGUGCGGGCGCUGCGCGCUCGCGGGCGCAGAAGCAGUGCCGCAAGUCGUCGUUCGCCUUCUACCAGGCCGUGCGCGACCUGCUGCCCGUGUGGCUGCUGGAGGACAUGCGUGCCAGCGAGGCCUUCCACUGGGACGAGCGCGGCCGCGCGACCGCCUACUCGCCCUCCGAGGCGCUGCUCUACGCGCUGGUGCACGACCACCAGGCCUACGCGCACCACCUGCUGGCCACGUUCCCGCGGCGCGCGCUGGCCCCACCCAGCGCCGGCUUCCGCUGCUGCGCCGCGCCCGGGCCGCACGUGGCGCUGGCCGUGCGCUACAACCGCGUGGGCAUCCUGCGCCGCAUCCUGCGCACCGUGCGCGACUUCCCGGCCGAGGAGCGCGCGCGCCUGCUGGACCGGCGCGGCUGCAGCCGCGUGGAGGGCGGCGGCACGUCGGUGCACGUGGCCUGCGAGCUGGCGCGCCCCGAGUGCCUCUUCCUGCUGCUGGGCCACGGCGCCUCGCCUGGCCUGCGCGAUGGGGGCGGCCUCACGCCCCUCGAGCUGCUGCUGCGCCAGCUGGGCCGCGACGCGGGGACGGCAGCCGCUGCCUCCCCCGGGGUCCCGGCGGCAGGAGCGUCCUCGGCGGUGUCCGGGGAGCCGCGGCAGCGUCGCCUGCUGCUGCUGGACCUGCUGGCGCUGUACACGCCCGCGGGCGCAGCGGGCCCGGCCCGCCGCGAGCUGCUGGGUGACAGGCCGCGCUGGCAGCGGCUGCUCGGUGAGGACAAGUUCCAGUGGCUGGCGGGCCUGGCGCCGCCCUCGCUCUUCGCGCGUGCCAUGCAGGUGCUGGUCACGGCCAUCUCCCCGGGCCGCUUCCCCGAGGCCCUCGAUGAACUGCCACUUCCACCCUUCUUGCAGCCCCUGGACCUCACGGGCAAGGGGUAGAACAGGGAUCCCCAUGUGCCCGAUUGGGGACAAAACUAUUUUCAAGGCUUUGUAUCCGGCACUUUACAUAUAUCGAUGUCUGAUACA
Molecule: messenger RNA, 1243 nt
Organism: Ochotona princeps (American pika)
Lineage: Eukaryota; Metazoa; Chordata; Mammalia; Lagomorpha; Ochotonidae
Gene: ANKRD9
Product: ankyrin repeat domain 9
Exons: 2
Coding region: 188-1156 (322 amino acids)
Molecular function (GO): protein binding
Source: RefSeq, a predicted model, not a curated record